Messenger RNA from Gadus morhua (Atlantic cod), 1222 nucleotides. Its product is annotated as vomeronasal type-2 receptor 26-like. The coding region runs from base 566 to 1180 and encodes 204 amino acids. Gene Ontology annotation, molecular function: G protein-coupled receptor activity. Gene Ontology annotation, biological process: G protein-coupled receptor signaling pathway. The transcript has 2 exons. The record is from RefSeq and is a predicted model, not a curated record. NCBI's taxonomy places the organism in Eukaryota, Metazoa, Chordata, Actinopteri, Gadiformes, Gadidae. Gene Ontology annotation, cellular component: plasma membrane.
CUGAAGGACAACGAUUCAGCUUAACACCUAACACAGCAAUUAUAUGGGCCCUUAACAGCACCGAGCCUCCAAAGUCUGUUUGCCGGGAUGCAUGCCCUGCCGGAAGUCGCAAGGCCAUUAAUAAACAUGCACCCGUGUGCUGCUUUGAUUGCUUUGAAUGCCCAGAGGGAGGCAUAAGUAAUAAGACAGGUAGGAUACGUAUUCCUAAAGCUCACUUGCAUUCUAAGCCUAAAUGUUACUGAAAUGAGUGCUGUGCUCUCUUUCAGAUUCGUCAGACUGCUUUUUGUGUACUAUUGAAUUUUGGCCAAAUGACAAAAAGGACAAGUGCAUUCAAAAACCAACUGAAUUCCUUUCCUUUACCGAAAUCUUGGGGACUGUAUUAACUGUGUUUUGCUGCUUGGGUGUAUUUUUGUCCAUUUUAAUAUUCAUAAUUUUCUUGGUUCAUAGAGAAACACCUAUUGUCAGGGCUAACAACUCUGAGCUGAGUUUCCUGCUGCUUCUCUCUUUAAAACUGUGUUUCCUGUGUUCUCUGACCUUCAUCGGCCGUCCCUCAGACUGGUCCUGUAUGCUUCGCCACACAGCUUUUGGGGUCACCUUUGUCCUCUGUAUCUCUUGUAUUCUGGGGAAAACGAUAGUGGUGUUGAUGGCCUUCAGGGCUACACUACCUAGCAGUAAUGCUAUGAAAUGGUUUGGUCCAACUCAGCAGAGACUCAGUGUAUUGGCUUUCACUGUCAUACAGGUUGUUAUUUGUAUUAUUUGGUUAAAAAUCAACCCUCCAUUUCCAAACAGAAAUUUUCAGUCCUUUAAAGAUAGAAUAGUUUUAGAAUGUGCCUUAGGAUCCCCUAUAGGGUUUUCGGCUGUGUUAGGGUAUAUAGGGCUCCUAGCGUUGUUAUGUUUUAUACUGGCUUUUCUGGCCAGAAGGCUGCCUGAUAGUUUCAAUGAGGCCAAAUUCAUCACCUUCAGCAUGGUGAUAUUCUGUGCUGUUUGGAUCGCCUUUAUCCCUGCUUAUGUCAGUUCUCCUGGGAAGUCAACUGUAGCUGUGGAAAUAUUUGCAAUUCUUGCUUCCACCUUUGGCUUGUUAUUAUGCAUAUUUGUACCAAAAUGCUUUAUUAUUAUUUUCAAGCCAGAACAAAAUUCAAAAAAGCAUAUGAAGAGUAAGAUGCAAAGCAAAGGCGUCUAAAUGUUGGAUUCAAAUGUGUAUAGGAAAUAUAAACUGAUUAUG